UUAUAGUUUUCCAGAGUUGCAGUGCGCAGUCCCAGAUCCGCAUACCCGUAAUCAUAUUUUAGCCUUGGUAAUACACAUUUUAGUAAACAUGGAGCUGUCAGCAGAAAGUCACUCCAUUCCUCUGUCUGAUGGAAACAGCAUACCUUUGAUAGGACUGGGAACUUAUGGAGAUCCCCGUGCGACCCCCAAAGGAACUGCAUAUGAAUCUGUCAAAAUCGCGAUUGAAACGGGCUACAGACACUUUGAUGGAGCUUUGGUUUAUUACAAUGAGCAUGAGGUGGGACAAGCAAUAAGGGACAAAAUAGCAGACGGCACUGUGAAGAGAGAGGACAUUUUCUAUUGUGGAAAGUUGUGGAACACAUUUCAUCCACCCGAGUUAGUGCGACCUGCUCUGGAGAAAACCUUGAUGACAUUACAGCUGGAUUAUGUUGACCUCUAUAUUGUAGAAAUGCCCACAGCUUUCAAGCCGGGAGAUACGUUCUACCCCAGAGAUACAAAUGGGAAGUGGCUUUAUCAUGAAACGGACCUCUGUGCCACUUGGGAGGCUUUAGAAGCUUGUAAAGAUGCUGGCCUUGUGAAGUCUCUUGGAGUGUCGAACUUCAACAAGCGACAACUGGAGCUGAUCCUUAACAAGCCAGGGCUGAAACACAAACCUGUGUCAAACCAGGUUGAAUGCCAUCCCUAUUUCACCCAGCCGAAGUUGCUUGAAUACUGCCGGAAGAAUGAAAUCGUCAUUGUCGCUUACAGCCCCUUGGGAACAUGUAGAGAUGCAUCCUGGGUAAACCUCAAAUGUCCUCCACUGUUGGAAGAUGAGCUGCUGGUAUCGAUUGCAAAAAAGUACAACAAGACCUCGGCCCAGGUGUGUCUGAGAUUCAAUGUGCAGAGAGGUGUUGUGGUUAUCCCCAAGAGCUUCAACCCUGCUCGCAUAAAGGAGAACUUUAAGAUAUUCGAUUUCAGUCUCUCUGAGGCUGAUAUGAAGGCAAUUGAGGGGUUGAACAAGAACAUCCGCUUUGUGGAGCUUGUCAUGUGGUCUGACCAUCCGGAGUAUCCAUUUCACGACGACUUCUAGACACCACAGAUAGCAAGACUUUGUUCAAGUGUGAUCAAAUUUGGUUUUACUGUUUGAUUUUUUUUUUUUUAAUUGUGCGAUAACUUAAAUUGUAUUGGGGAAAUUUAUAAAUUUUACUGUUUUAACAAUAAUAAUAAAACUAUUUGUGGAGCACUUUUCCAGAUAUAGCUGAAAAAUGAUUUACAGAACACAAUACAAUAGAUAACAAAAAGACAUUAAAACAAGGGAUAAAAAUAUGGGGAAAAAGCAAUGUGAAAAAGUAAGCCAGGUAACAUAAUACAAUAAAAAUAUAUAAACAAGUCGCUAAAGAAAAAAACAUAUCAAAUGUUUAAAAUGUGAGAAUGUACCAGUUUAAGAAAAAUAGCUCGUUUUUAAUUUGAUAGCAACACAUCUCAAAAAAAGGAACAAUAAAUAAUUAUAAUGACAGAUGUGUGUGUGGAGCAAUGGUCAGAGAGACCUUAUCCAAAAAUUUAGUGGGGAUACUGUCAAGCUGCACUGCAGUGAAUGAUUUCAGUUAACCUUGUGCUAAUCUCACCUUAUAUGAUCUGAAGCUCACUUAAUAUGCUACAUGUAACCAUGUGCCUUAGGGAGUGAACUCUGUGUGGCCUCAGGGAAGCUGUGCCUCUGUGCUGUAUGGUUUAUAUGUUGGCUCCAGCACAGUAGACUGGCCUUGAAGGGAGGCUGGCAUACUGACAACAAUUAGAACACACUGGGAAACAUGCUGAACAUACUGGGAGUACCCAACCCUGAUGGGAGGUGUUGUGUAGUUGGCAUGCUGAAUGCACUGGAAAGACCGGACUAUGCUGGAUGUUGUCAUGUAAUAAAGAAAGGUGGGGCCAGUGGCUCCUUGCUCUACAUAAGUGAGGGCCCAGGAGCUCUGUCUCUGUUUAAGUACACCUCAGGCUUGCUUUCUGCUUCUUUAUGUGCUCUGCUCUAUUUGUAGAAACUCAAUAAACUGUG
This is a messenger RNA of Archocentrus centrarchus (flier cichlid), 2029 nucleotides long. Its product is annotated as aldo-keto reductase family 1 member D1-like. The record is from RefSeq and is a predicted model, not a curated record. NCBI's taxonomy places the organism in Eukaryota, Metazoa, Chordata, Actinopteri, Cichliformes, Cichlidae. Gene Ontology annotation, molecular function: Delta4-3-oxosteroid 5beta-reductase activity. Bases 89 to 1069 code for a protein of 326 amino acids. The transcript is spliced from 9 exons. Gene Ontology annotation, biological process: bile acid biosynthetic process.